CGCUGCGGCGGCGGCGGCGGCGGCGGCGGCGGCGAUGGGACCCCAGCGAGAGAUCUGCGGCUAGCUGGCUGCACUUGCUCCACGGGUCAGGGGAUCGGAGGGGCAGGUUUGAAGGAUGUGCCGUUAAAAAAGAAAGGCCAAAGACUGACAAGGAGAAGAGGAAGAGGAAACCUUCAAAGCUCGUAAGGAUGAGUUCUUGCAGCAACAUCUGCGGAUCCAAACAAGUACAGGCCGCUCCCGAGGGCGGGCACCAGCGCUACGGAGUCCGGUCCUACCUACACCAGUUUUAUGAGGACUGUACCACCUCGAUCUGGGAGUAUGAGGAUGAUUUCCAGAUCCAGAGAUCACCUAAUAGGUGGAGCUCAGUAUUCUGGAAGGUCGGACUCAUUUCCGGCUCGGUCUUCGUGAUCCUCGGACUGACUGUCCUGGCAGCGGGCUUUCUCGUGCCCCCCAAAAUCGAAGCCUUCGGCGAGGCCGAUUUUGUGGUGGUCGACACCCACGCCGUCCAGUUUAACGGAGCUCUUGACGCGUGCAAGCUGGCGGGGGCCGUUCUCUUCUGCCUGGGGGGCACGUCCAUGGCAGGGUGCCUGCUGAUGUCCGUGUUCGCGAAGAGCUACUCCAAAGAAGAGAAGUUUCUCCAGCAGAAGUUUAAAGAGCGGAUCGCAGACAUCAAGGCCCACGCCCAGCCCAUCACGAGAGCUCCGGGCCCGGGGGAAACCAAGAUUCCGGUCACUUUGUCCAGGGUUCAGAAUGUGCAGCCUGUAGCGGCGACCUGAGGUGCAUCCCACCCUGGGCUCCCCUCUCUCUGAUUACUCAGUGUUAACGUGGAGCGGGGGCCAGGCUUUGAGAUGAUGGGGCUUUGGCGUUGACUUGCCCCACACCCCCGGGGCGGGGCUCGGUGGGGGCAUGAGCUCACCUGCGCUCAGUGUAGGUGGCUCAGGUGGCGGUGAGGUGGUGCGGCGACCUGUGUGUUUGCACCGAGCUCCUGAAAGGGUGUUUUUGUGUGCCCACCAGGCACGUCUCCCAUGUUACUGGAAGGCGCUGAGCCGGGUAGACCAGAUGGCCAGUGAUGACGUGCUGUUUUAUUUUCUGAUAUUGGUUUUCUUGAUCUUUCCUGUGUGGUGCUGCUUCCGUUCCUGUCUCACUACACGUAAGAUAUUGUCGUGUGUGUUCACAGAAAAAUUGAGCUCCUUGAUUUUGACCCAAACAUUAGUCUUUUUAGGAUAUCUUAACAUGAAGUUACUGAGAUUGGACGUGAAUGUAUUGGAGUUCUCCACAAAUCUUUUGUUGUUUUCUCCAGAUUUUUUUUUUUUUUUUUUUUA
Messenger RNA from Hyaena hyaena (striped hyena), 1322 nucleotides. It is a transcript of the gene NRSN1, whose product is annotated as neurensin 1. The transcript has 4 exons. The record is from RefSeq and is a predicted model, not a curated record. Lineage: Eukaryota; Metazoa; Chordata; Mammalia; Carnivora; Hyaenidae. The coding region runs from base 189 to 776 and encodes 195 amino acids. Gene Ontology annotation, cellular component: neuron projection; neuronal cell body; transport vesicle. Gene Ontology annotation, biological process: nervous system development.